AUGAAAAUUUAUAUAUCAUUCAUUGAUAGGAAAAAGCAAUCGCUAAAAGAGGGUGGUGAAUACGAAGAUUCUGCACUUCUACUCGCUAUAGCUGCUCACUACAAUUGGAUUAACGACAUCAUUACUGAAUUAGUGCAACUGUUGCCUGCUCUGGUUAGCAUCGACGAAUGGGAAUUAGCCAGUUCUGUUCAGUCGUCUGUUGAACACUUUAUAAGCAACGCUCUGUCGCAUAGGCACCACAUUUGGCCUCAAAAGCUUCAUCCUCGUGAUUUACCAGGACCACUAUAUGCACUGUAUACUGUAGACGAUGUGUUCGCUUUUCCAAAUGAUGGUGGAAUGCCUGGAGUUAUCGUUUUAGGCAAGCGCUUGUGGUGCUCCCUUUUGGUUUUAUUAAAUUUCGUGACUAAAGUCGUACUAAGAAUUCUGCAAAGAUUGCUUGAAAUGGAAAAAGUUCCCGUUAAUGGACGUUGUGCUCAUUUUUACUAUGUUAAAAAGAAUUUUGCAACUGGUUGUUAA
Molecule: messenger RNA, 516 nt
Organism: Strongylus vulgaris
Lineage: Eukaryota; Metazoa; Nematoda; Chromadorea; Rhabditida; Strongylidae
Source: the annotation of a GenBank genome assembly